AUGGCACCACCAAAUACGCAAAAACGCACGAAAGGCGUAUCGAUAUUCAGACCCUUUGUAUACGGCACCACAUCCCAUAAGUUCAGCGAGAAAUAUCCCAAGCCAGAAGGGACGCCGGAAGAUCACACACAUCAGUGGACUGUGUUUGUGAAGGGGGUCGAUGAUACAGAUAUUACUUAUUGGUGUCGAAAAGUGCAGUUUAAAUUGCAUGAUAGUUUUCCGCAGCAUAUGAGAUUUAUUGAGAAUGUCAAGCCCGGUGACUCUUUUCAGUUAACAGAGACAGGCUGGGGUGGCUUCGAUAUCCAAAUCAAAAUAUACUAUGAUCCUAUUGCCAACGAGAAAGCCCAAACUAUAUGGCAUCAUCUUCAAUUACAACCAUAUGGCGAUGAACAAACGAUGGAGAAACAAAUACGUGAGAAUGAGGUUCAUGCAUGGGUUUAUGACGAGAUGGUUUUCAAUGAACCUUAUGAACAAUUUUACGAUGUACUUACGAAUCCCAUACCAAGGGAAAAAUCGAAUGGAGGAAAGGGAAAGGCGACGAGGACGAUGAGGGGAGGUAUGGUGGGUAGUGUGGGGGAGAGAACGGCAUUGAUUCCGCUUACGAGUCGGCCUGGACAACCGUUUAGUAGGGAUACGGAGAGGAUGGAGAUUAAGAGGUUGACGGAGGGGAAAAAGAAGGUGGAUAGUUUGAAUGAAGGAUUGAGGAGGGAGUUGAGGGAGAAAGAGGAUCAGCUAAGGAAAUUGAGGGCAGAGAUGGAGAAACUUUGA
Molecule: messenger RNA, 768 nt
Organism: Sclerotinia borealis F-4128
Lineage: Eukaryota; Fungi; Ascomycota; Leotiomycetes; Helotiales; Sclerotiniaceae
Source: the annotation of a GenBank genome assembly